Molecule: messenger RNA, 2819 nt
Organism: Lates calcarifer (barramundi perch)
Lineage: Eukaryota; Metazoa; Chordata; Actinopteri; Centropomidae
Product: nectin-1
Exons: 9
Coding region: 185-1483 (432 amino acids)
Biological process (GO): heterophilic cell-cell adhesion; homophilic cell-cell adhesion
Cellular component (GO): adherens junction
Molecular function (GO): cell adhesion molecule binding
Source: RefSeq, a predicted model, not a curated record
CACUGUACCGUGAUAACGUAGAGAGGUAGGGAAGGAGUAGCAGCAAAGAUGGCGUGUCACUCCGAGCACCAAAAUUAUCGGGUCCGGACAACAUUGUGCUGGAGUUGAUGAUUACGCUGUUUUUACAGAAUCGAGCUCCCCCUGAAGUGUGGCCCACUCGAGAGGAAAAUAAACGAAUGGAUGAAUGGAGGCUCUCCCUGUAUUUGUGUCUCUUAGGAGCAACUUUUACGAGCGAUCAUCAUCGCGUCAAGUCUCCGGCUGCACCAGACUAACGCUGCUGUUCGUGCUCAUCUUCAACCUGAGCAGAUGUUCGAGCGCUCUCCGGGUGAUUGGAGGAAACAUCACCGAGGUGCAAGGAGAGACUGUUGUCUUACCAUGCAAACUUAUUGACACCACGGAAACCCUUACUCAGAUUUCAUGGCAAAGGAUGACCAGAGGAAAACCCCAGAAUGACAAUUUCUAUACUAUCACAUCCCAAAAUGGACCACAGUUUGUCAAUGGACGCGAUGAUCGAUUUCAAAUUAUUGGAAACUUUAGUGAUAAAAAUGGAUCUAUCCAGUUAUCGAAUGUCACAUUGCUGGAUGAGGGUGUCUACACGUGCAUCUUCACUUUGUUCCCCAGUGGAAAUCAUGAAACCAAGAUACCUUUAAACCUGCUUGUCCCUCCGGUCACAUCUCUCAGCCAUAAUCAUGCUGUUUUGGGUAAUGAAGAGGUUUCCCUUGCUACCUGCACGGCUGCUGGUUCCAGGCCUCCUGCAGAGGUGAGGUGGCUCACUGGUACUCUGGCAGAAAAAGUGAGAGCAACGGACAGCUCCACCCAACACUCCAACGGUACAACCACCACAGUCAGCUCACUGUUUGGAGUUCCUACAAAAGAAAUCAACCAACAUGUGGUCCAGUGUGUCGUCACCAAUCCAGCCCUGUCGAAAGAGGAAACAAUGUCCUUCACCAUACAGGUCUACUUUUCACCCAUGGGAGUGUACAUUGGAGAAAAAUCUAAAGAUUCAUUUCGGUGUGUGACUGAAGCCAACCCGAGUGCAAAUUUUACCUGGAGAAGACCUGGCCAUUCAUUUCCUCAGCCUGGUGUCAGAGUAGAGGGUGCAACACUGCAGUUUCUGAGCAUGAGCUCUGACCUGAAUGGCCUCUACCAGUGUGAAGCAUCUAACCUGUAUGGAAAGGACAGUGGUUACCUCUAUGUGCAUAUGACUUCAGGAUUCCUCCUGGACACUCCCUAUGGAGGAGCCUGCAGUGCUUGUUGGGCCUUAUUUAGCCUUUUGCUGAUUGCCAUUGUUGCUGCUGCUGCUGUAUGGUACCUUUAUAAAUCUGGGAAACUCACAAGGAUGCCAGGGGGCACACGUGAGGAGAUGCAAAAGGUCCGAAAAACCUCCAGCGGAUCUGAAGAACCUCAAAGAGUAGAAGAAGAAGUAGAAGAAGAAGCUGAUGAAACAGCAGUUGCGGUACAAGAGACACAGAGAUCUCGUUGACAACUGUGAAAGCAACAAGAAUUUGACUGCAAGCAAUUAACACACCUUAUUCCUGGCUCAGCUGAUUACUGAACAGAUGAAACAGUCCAGGUGCUGCAUAUAACUGUAUACUCUCAUCUUUAAACUGGAUGGCUGAUUUUGAAAGGGGAAGUCUGGUGAACUUACUUUCACUGUUACUGCCUCUGCUCGCUUUAUAAACGACACACACCAAUGGCGCUAGACUCAUGUCCAUAUUUACACCAACAGCAUUAACUGCUGAUAAUAGCAGAUGAUCAUGCAGCACGUUUACAUUCACUGAAGAAACCAGGUUAAUUGUAGAAAACAGGUGACAGCAAAACAUUAAAUUGUUUUCAUACAAUGUGGAAAUUACUAAAUCAGAAUAUACAUGCAGCAGGUGGAACGAAACUAAGUGCAUUUACCCAAAUAUUGAACUUAAGUUCUUUUUUUUUUUCUAUUUUUUAUAUUAUACUACUUUAUACUUCUACUUCACUACAUCCUAUAGGGAAAUAUGGAACUUUUUACUCCACUACAUUAAUUUGAAACCUAGUUACUUGUCACUUUUCAGAUUUUACAUAAAGGUUAUAUGAUAAGCUUAUGGAAUACAAUGCAUUGGUAAAUAAUAAAAACAAAAGGCAGUGUGGGUCCCUUGUCAUGUUUCAACUCAUGCUUGUGCAUUAGUUGUUAGGAAAGAGAUUUCUCAGAUAGUUCCACUUAAUUGAGAGUUUGAGGGGUAAUUAUCCAGAAUUCAUUCCCUUUUGUUCUACCCCACUGAUGAUCCCACAAAUCCCCCUCCUCCCUUUUGGAGGAGUCUGACCCUUGAUUACUACUGGACCAAACUAAAGUUGAAAAUUAACCUUGAUUAACCAAAGCAGUAUUAACAAUCUAAUAUUGUUAGAUAUUAUAACACAUCAGUCACAAUGGUCAUUUUUCUGUGAGAUGGGUAUUUUUACAUUUGACAUUACAAGUACAGGUAGCAGAUAAUACUUUUCUACUUCUACUACUAGUAUUAUUUCGCUGUUGUGUUAAGGUCAGAGCACCACUGGUUACUAAAAUGUACAUUUAUGACUGUAAAAGAAAUCAGAUUACAGAAAACUGACUAUAACCUGGUUCUUUCAAUGCAUGUAAACAUACUGAUGGCCAAGACAUUGUUCAUGAGAAAUUUAAACAGAAAACUUAGAAAAUAGAAUGAAAGCCUGGUAAUAUUGUGGUUGUGAAGGCUCAACACUCAGAGAAGCAGUUUAAGAAGUGUAUUUGCCAAUUCAGCAACACGCACCCACAGAAAAUGCACUGUAAAUAAAGAAAACACAAGCAAAAGCAGAAAUUUCAUACAAAUAUA